Molecule: messenger RNA, 1235 nt
Organism: Patiria miniata (bat star)
Lineage: Eukaryota; Metazoa; Echinodermata; Asteroidea; Valvatida; Asterinidae
Exons: 3
Coding region: 303-728 (141 amino acids)
Source: RefSeq, a predicted model, not a curated record
UGUUUACCCCCCCCCCCCCCAAUAAAAAUGACCGUGCUACGCCCCUGCACGUACUUCCAAUGUUUUUAACUGCUCACACUUCUUGAUAUCCAAGGCGUUUGACAUUUUAACUAAAUACGUAAAUGUGGACGUCCGAAGCGAACAAUGCAUUCCUUAAGCAGAUGCGUGCUGGAUUUCUUUGACAGCUGAACACUGUAACAAUAAAAUACAAAACCCCCGUUAAAAAAAAACACCGUGCAAGAGCGCCGUACCUAGGUACACAGAUCGACGGGGCAACAACAGCCUGACGACCGGUAGGAAUCAUGGCGUAUCUACGGUCCACUACUUUUGUGUUAAUACUGGUCGUCGGUAUUUUCACUAUAUCAGCAACACUGCCGGUACUAGCGCUCGAAGAUAAUGAUUCUGCUCCCCCGUCGAAUCCCCCAUGGGUCGUUCAAUUUUACGGCACCACCAGGAUUGGAACGAUGGUCGCAGUUAUUAUAGGAUGCGUCAUCGUUCCCGUAGGACUGAUCGGAAUCCUGAUUUUGAUGAUCAAUUUUUGCGUGACGACCUGGAGACAAAGCCACCAGACCUCAAGUUGGGCCCCAAUAACCAGUAUGUUCCCUCAACGGCCACGGGACCGUCCACCACACAACGACGAUGCCAAAGAGACCGUGUUCAUGGAGCUGGACUCUGGGGACGAGGUAGGCACAGAACCAGUGGAGGAAAAGGCGCCCUCUGCCAACUAAAAUUUUUCACCGUUGCGCCUCGUGAGUGCAUGACCAUCAAAUAACACAGACUUUAUUCAUGGGUCGGCCAUAUUGAAUUUAAAGCGAGGGAAACUCUUCAUUUUUGGAACUUGGGAGUAGAAAUGCAAGCAAUGAAAUAAAAGUUAGUUACAAAUUAAUACCAGUCUGCUCUGAUGAAAAAUUUAAAAAUUGUGAUUACACAUACCCUAAUGUUUUAAGCCACAUGUAAGCCACAUAAAAAAAUGGCUUCCUCGUGACAUAAGGUCCAUUAGGUUAUGAAAAGUUGCGGGUUCACAGUUCCUAAGAACAUCUGCAGACUAGAAUUAAAGGACAUUGGUUCGAAAUGUGGGAGCAUGUUGAAAAUAAUUAUGCAGAUCCCUUUUUUCGUUCAACAUUUUGUCUGAAAAACUACGUGUGUCGACGAUUACUGAAAGAAUAGAAAGUGCAUGCCAAGCCUGUCUGCUGCCACCAAUCGUUUCAAGUCAAUAAUUAAAAAAUGAAGUUAUU